GAAUGUCAGGGAUUAAGCCUAAUAGGCUUCUGUUUUCUGUUGCCUUGGACAUCUCUAGUGCGAAUGUGAACCUUAAACUUCCUCACAGACCAUGGACAUAAUUCUUUACGUACUGGUUGUAGUUUUAAUUAAAACGGAAUCGUGUGAAAGCUUUUCUCGAUGUUUGAUUGGGUGCAGCUGUAUUGAUGACCGUCAUGGAAGGUCACUCAUAUGUAUGGAGGAAGGCGCCUUUGGAGCGAUACCUGAGAACCUUCCAGAAAAUCUGACCAAAAUACGUAUAGAAAAAUCCCACUUCACUGAAAUCCCCAGAGGUGCUUUUUCCAAAACCCCAGCAGUGGAGAACUUGUGGCUAAACUUUAACGAUAUUACAGUAAUAAACUCAAAGGGUCUGGAAGGUUUGGGGAAUCUAACGGAGCUUCGUCUGCAAGGGAACAAACUGCGAUCAGUACCAUGGACAGCGUUCGAGGACACACCGACGCUAAAAAUCCUGGACCUGAAACACAACCAGCUGGAUGUUCUCCCAGAGCAUGCCCUCAAAUUUCUACCGGGGCUCACAUAUUUAGAUUUAUCCUUCAACCGGUUAACUGUCAUAUCGAAGGAAGUUUUCCAGAACUGGCCUCUCUACCAGAAAAUGCAAAAAUACACGGAGGGGCGAGAAGCGACUGCAUCCAGGCCAAACGUCGUCCUGGCGCUGCACGACAACGCCUGGCUCUGCGACUGCCGCCUGAAGGGCUUAGUGGAGUUUAUUAUGUCCCUGAGUCCUCCAAUCAUACUGAUGAAUUCCUACUUGACCUGCUCAGGACCGGACUUUAGGACGGGGAAGUUCUUCCAUGAGAUCGAGAUUCAGGCAUGCACGAAACCCGUUGUCAGCACGCCGAAGGCGAAUAUGACCCUGCAUCAGGGAUCCAACGUCACCCUGCACUGUUACGCCAAGGCAAGGCCAGAUCCUGCUGUGUGGUGGACAUAUGGACUGAAGAUAAUCAGAGGUUUUCAUGAGUCCCAAGAAAGAGUGUCUGAUGACACCAUUAGAUCCCUCCUCGUUAUUCCAUCUCUCAGUGCAGCAGACCGUGGGGUCUACACCUGCACUGCUGUAAACUUCAUUGGGAACUCCUCUGUGAGUGUCUUCCUGGACGUCCACUCUGCUGACGGUGCUGUGUCAUCCAGAAUCCCAGGCAUUCCAGCUUCAUCGGGUGGUGCUGAUCAAAAUGUCUUCAUUGAUAUUCGCAUUGCCAAACAGACAGUGCGUGGAAUCUCUAUUGAAUGGUUCGCUGCCCUAGAACACCCAUCCGAAACAUGGUUUGUCAUCCACUUUGGUCGGGCAGAUGAUAAGAAAGAAAUGACCUACAUUGGGCCUGGGAUUCACUCUUACUCCAUCUCUGAUCUGAUGCCCGCCACCAAGUAUGAAAUCUGUGUAACUCUAAAGAACCAGAUACCGCGGCCUGGCCAGUGCAUUGUGUUUGUAACAGGAAGUGACAUCACUGAAAUGGAGCAGAGGGAGAAGCUAAUCCAUAUAGUGGUAAUAGUUUUAGCUAUGGUACUGGCCGUGCCUAUAGGCAUGUACGCCUGCACCACCGACACACGAUUUCCCUGUUUUGAGAUCAUUAUGGAAACCUGGAAGAGGCGACAGAGAGAGAGCAGCUUGCCUGGCAUGGAGCGGGAAAGACAGGGCACUUUUGACAGCCUACAGGCCGCCAGUGAUGAGGAGCUGGUCAAUAAAGAUUUCAAUGACGACAGAAAGGGUAAGGAGUUUGUUGCAAAGAUGUGAAAGAUGACUGUUGGGUCAAAAGGGUAUUUCAAGGAUUUGCAACAGUACAGACAACGUGCACAUAAUCAAAUUCUAUUUUGUGUAUGUUUUUCUGCUCAUCAUUUAUGUACUAGUUUAUUUUUGAUUUCACAUUUUGCUAUUUAAUAUACAUGUCAAUUUAAUGGAUUAAAAUGAAUAUGAAUUUUAUUGCAGGGUUAUGUUAUCUGGUGUCACAAUUUAAACAUAUAAGAAAGAAAAAGGUCAGCUUACACCACUGUAUUAAAUGAAAAUUCUGACUGAUGUGUGCAUGUUUUCUUCUCAUAUGAUAUAUUAUUUUUAUAUGAUUUUUCAUAGAGUAGCUAAAUUAAACAUCUGCCUUUGGUAUUGUGGACAUUUCUGGCUUUAGUUUUCCUUUUACCAAAGCAUUUCUGCAAUGUAUUUGUAGCGCUACCACGGACAUCUGCAUAAUACUGCUACCACCAUGUUUAAACUUGCCACAGUGUUCUUGGGUAAUAAAGUUUAACUUUGAGUUAUUUGAACCUAGCAGAUAGCUAGCAAUUCAAUCUUAAAAGAACAUUUGCAUUUAUCUCUGUACAUAUUGCCUGCUCAUAAAGGGUAUACUCACUUAAAACCAAGCUUUUUUCAAGAAACAUUUUGCAUUUGUCAAAAUAAUAAAUAAAUAAAUAAACCAAGCAUUGAA
Cyprinodon tularosa is the source of this 2444-nucleotide messenger RNA. RefSeq names its product leucine-rich repeat, immunoglobulin-like and transmembrane domains 2 (gene lrit2). The coding region runs from base 92 to 1765 and encodes 557 amino acids. The transcript is spliced from 4 exons. Gene Ontology annotation, molecular function: protein binding. Lineage: Eukaryota; Metazoa; Chordata; Actinopteri; Cyprinodontiformes; Cyprinodontidae. The record is from RefSeq and is a predicted model, not a curated record.